CAUUAAUUUUGGAGCUGAAUAAGCAAGCUAUCCUGGUAGACUGAAGGCGAAGCAGAGUAAACAAAAAAGAUUCAGGGAGAUCAUUUACCAAAGAAUUUGAACUCGGUCUGUAGGAUUCAUAGGGCUCUCAUCCGUGGGAGAAAAUCAACAUUUAUUAAAGUGACCUGAACAUAUCCUGCAACAAAGUACUUUUGGAAAGCAGGAAAAAUGAACAAUCCAACAAGUACCAGAAGUGGUGGAGGAGUUGAAACUGAUGCUUCUUCAAAACAUCAGCGGGAGAAACCUGUUGACAUGAUGGAAGUGUGGAUUAAGCCUUUUGAAAACCUGUGGAAGGACCAGAAGAAGAAGGAAUUAUGCCAGAUGUUCCAUGAAGCUCUGUCUUCCAUGGAUCGCAGAGUUCAGCAUUCCUUUGUGUUAGACCUGGUAGGUCAUAGCCAGGAUCAUUGCAAGAGAAUGGCAUUUCUGAUCUUGACGGAGUUUGAAACCAUGCUCAGUGUCAAGAAAAUGACUGAUGAGGAAUUGACCAGAAUCCUAACCCCAGAACUGAAGAUGCAAGCCCUUCACCUGGCAGCCAGUGCUCACUCCAACGUCUUUGAUAUCCUGUCCAAGCUCUUCAACCUGCAAGGACCAGACAACUCUUUCCUGGUGUCCGGAGUCAGGGUCAUGCUGGAAAAGAAACUGUUCAAAGAGGCUGCAACAUGUGUUACUAAAUGUAAACUUCAGAACUGCUUUUCAUUGGAGGAUAUCUGUCUACCUCUCAUGAUUCAAGACAAAGCCAACAUAGUAGAGAAAUAUGUCCAAGGUUUUCCAGAAUUGCAAGAGGCUCUUGUACGACAAUUGGAUGUUUUCUGUGAGCUGGGCUAUGAUAUAAAUGCAUAUCUGAGAAAGAUGGAAAGCAGUGUCCCAUGGGUGAAGGUUGAGAAGCUAAAGAGACGUCCCCUGACCAAGCUUAUACUUCAACUGGUCAAGAUGUUCAAACUGGACAGGUCGAUCUGUCCCAACACUUCCAAGUCCGAAAUCGCCAUCAAGAACCUCAUUCAUGAGAGGUAUAGCAAGGAGUCCAUGGCGCAAGAUGUAUGGGAAGAGCUUAUAGUCUUCACCAUUGGAGAUAACAAAUCCUUCCAGAUUUGUUUCAUUGACCAACUGGUAUGGUACAAAGAUGUCCCAGCAGCCGCUCGCUGGGCAAGGCAUUAUGGGAUUGAUGACAAUCAACUACCUGAGGCUGUCUUAAAGGAACUGCAGAGGUCGGAUGCCAGCAAUGCUGAACAAGAUGGAGUAGAAGAGAACUGGGAUGAAGAGUUGCCAGAUGCUCCUAGUGUUGAUUAUUAUUCCCUCAAUCUGCCAGGAGGAAGGGUCAUUCUAGUCUCCACUGCGGCCGGUAUACAACAGUGCCUUGUAGACAUCACGAGUAAGAAGCCAAAUGCAGUAGUAGGAAUUGACAUGGAAUGGAAACCACCAUUCAACCGAACACAGAAAGUCAAGGUGGCCGUGUGUCAGAUUGCAACCCAUGAGAAAGUCUACCUACUAGACAUGAGAGCCUUGUGGGUACCGGAAACCAAGGAUAUUGUCAAGACUUUCUUUCAACGGUUAUUACAGUCUGAGGACAUCCUUAAACUUGGCUUUGGGAUAUCAGGAGAUUACAAGAUGCUAAGCCAGUCCUUUCUAGAAGUCCAGGAAGCUCUGAAGGGAGAGAAGAGGACUGUGGAUAUCAAUGGAUUAAGCAAACGGAUCCUCCAGAUGAUUUCAGCCCCUGUGAACAGUUCCUUUGGACUGACGGACCUGGUCCACUUCUGCUUCGGAAAGAACCUUGACAAGAGGGACAGGAUGUCUGACUGGGAAAAGCGCCCUCUAAGUCAGGCCCAAAUGACAUAUGCUGCCCUGGAUGCCUUCUGUUUGCUAGAAAUCUAUGCUCAUCUCAAAGAGAUAGUAUCAGACCAUGGCUUACAGAUGAACAUGGAACCAUGGAUCUCUAGUAAGACAAACGAGAAGUCCAAAUCCAAGACCAAAUCCAAAUUAAGCAUGUCACCCAAAAAGAGGCCUCCAGUUGAUGAAGCCGUUAACCAGCCUCCACGAGCUCCUCGUAUAUCAUCGGAUAAACUAGCCGUGGUAUGCGACAACAUGCUGAAGGGGUUAGGGAAACAUCUCAUCUGGAAAUAUGGAGUGGAUGUUAUAAAUCUUGAUAAGGAGGAUGAACAUGAGAAGGCUGUUGAGAUUGCACAGAAAGAUGGUCGUGCUAUUUUGACAACUGGAGCGCCAUAUCACAUGCUAAAGUCACGAGUGGAAGAAGGUCGAAUCUGUUGUGUCAAAACUGGCAAGACGGUCGAGGAGCAGGCUCGAGAUGUUCUAGGAUUCUUUAACGCGCAGCCUUUGGUUGAACCUCGCAGGAAGAAGAAGAGAGUCCCAUGACUCCUAUAAAGUCUGCAACGGAUCAAGCACAGGAUGUUGCAAGUCAGCCCACCGUUGUAGGAGAUCCAUAUGGCUAUAUGACAUCUCAUGCCAGUAACAAAGACAGAUCCAGAACUGUUGCAGAUUUAUCUUCCGAAUUUGAUUCCGUGUUGGUGUGCACAGACACCGCUUUUGAGGCGUCUGGUGGAGCAUCGCAGUACAUGAACAGAUCACCAGCGUCGUACACGGAAGGUGCCCUUGACUUCAGUAAUGUCAAGGUCGGAAAGUCUGUUGACCUCCAAGUGGACUUGGUUCCUGAAGGGAUCUUUGCUUCAUAAAAUUCCCUGUCUUAGUUGUUCUGUGGAAUUUUUUGUAAUAAACCUUAUUUUGAAACAUGUGUGUUGCACACUUUAUGGACAGCAAAAGAAAGUAAACAAAGCUUCAUUUAUCGGAAAUUCUAGUGCAAGAAAAGAACCCCACUGUAUCAUUUAUAGCUACAUUGAAUUGUGUUCCUGAGUGCACAGGCACCCAUGUGUGCACACUCUCAACUUUCAUCAUGAGCCUCUGUUGUCUUUCCAUGAAUGUAUAUAUAUAUAUAUAUAUAUAUAUGCCCUUUAUAGUCAAGUAUAUUUUAUCAUAGUCGGUCUACAUUUUGGCAAUUAUUAGUGGAAUUAUUGCGGAAUCAAAUACCACAAUGAAAAAAUGCAAUUGCAAGCAUUUGUAGUUGCUCAAGCUUUCAUUACCUUUACAUUAUAAUAAUAAUGGUACAUGUGUUUAUUCAAUAAUCAAUCAUCAUUGCAGCUCAAGAGCUGAAUUACGAAUGAUCAUGUACGCUUAAUUGUGACAGCUAGUGAUAUUCAAAUUUAUGCCAUAUACGUAUGUGUGAUAAUAGUAUUGUUUAUGGCGAUUGGCUUGGAAUAAAUAUGUCCAAGUCACCGUGCCUUAUGAUGUUUGAAACUUUCUUUAUUAUGCUGUAAUGAUUUCCUUUCUCCACCCAGAUGUUAAAUGGGUACCCGGUAGGAUGCGAAAGCCAAUGUGCUUAGAUUAGCAAGUGUGUGCUUGUAAAAAUGAUGCACUGGCUGGAAUGCUC
Strongylocentrotus purpuratus (purple sea urchin) is the source of this 3475-nucleotide messenger RNA. RefSeq names its product exonuclease mut-7 homolog. Lineage: Eukaryota; Metazoa; Echinodermata; Echinoidea; Camarodonta; Strongylocentrotidae. Gene Ontology annotation, molecular function: 3'-5' exonuclease activity; nucleic acid binding. Gene Ontology annotation, biological process: nucleobase-containing compound metabolic process. The record is from RefSeq and is a predicted model, not a curated record. The transcript is spliced from 17 exons. Bases 208 to 2406 code for a protein of 732 amino acids.